UCCGCCCCCGCCCCCGCCCCGCCCCCUGUUUGCUGGCUCUGUCUGUCCAUGGAGUGCCGGGUGCUGUCCAUCCAGAGUCACGUGGUGCGGGGGUAUGUGGGCAACAAGGCGGCCGCCUUCCCCCUGCAGGUUCUGGGCAUUGAGGUGGACACUGUCAAUUCUGUCCAGUUCUCCAAUCACACUGGUUACACUCACUGGAAAGGGCAGGUGCUCAAUGCUGAGGAGCUGCAGGAACUGUACGAGGGUCUUAAACUGAACCAAGUGACACAAUACGACUAUGUGCUCACAGGUUAUACUCGAGAUUCUUCUUUCCUAGCCAGGGUCGUCGAUAUUGUGCAGGAACUAAAACAACAAAAUCCACAGCUGGUCUAUGUCUGUGAUCCUGUUCUUGGAGAUAAGUGGAACGGCGAGGGCUCCAUGUACGUCCCAGAGGAACUGCUUCCAGUCUAUAAGGAUUUGGUGAUCCCUGUGGCAGAUAUCAUUACUCCAAACCAGUUUGAGGCAGAGUUACUAACUGGCCGCAAGAUACAAACUCGGGAGGAAGCUGUCCAGGUUAUGGAUUUGCUGCACUCUCUUGGACCAAAUACUGUAGUCAUCACCAGCUCAGAUCUUCCAUCGCCACGAGGAGCAGAAUAUCUUGUUACUCUGGGAAGCCAAAGACGGGUGGGGACAGAUGGACGUGUGGAAACACAGAGGAUCUGCCUGGAUUUACCACGUGUGGACGCAGUUUUUGUUGGAACUGGAGAUCUCUUUGCCUCAAUGCUUCUAGCUUGGACACACCACCAUCCCAAUAAUUUCAAGCUAGCCUGUGAGAAGACUGUGUCUGCCAUGCAUCAUGUCCUUCAAAGAACCAUUUCAAGCGCCCGAGCCCUUGCUGGUCCUGGAGUGAGACCCUCCUACUCUCAGCUGGAAUUGCGAAUGGUCCAAAGCAGGAAGGAUAUAGAGAACCCAGAGCUUAUUGUAGCAGCUACAGUGUUAUAGAGCUGGCAGUGAACUGGCUCCGGGAACUAAUCUCAGGUCAAUCAGUCACCCUGAGACUAACAAAAUCCCAGGUCUAUUCCCCAAAACUAUCCACUGGGUAAUGCACAAAUAGACUCCUUUUCCGGGUCUCGAGAGCCCCAUCCAGGGAGCACGAUGCACAAAGUGCUACAUGGAUACUCCUGUGUCUGUGCCAAAUUGUCCUUGUCUCUUCGAAGCAGCCUCUAGACCGAGCUGGAUGUGCUGAAGAUGCAUGGUUUCCUUUGCCAGAAGAGCCAAUAUCUGCUGACCCUGGAAAGCACAGUGGGGCCCCUCACCAGGGUUAUCUGUCCUGUUAUUGCAGUAUGUGUUUUUUUUUGUGGUCUGUGAAGCGAGAUGAAGACAACUCAUGGAUAAAAGGCUUGACUUCUUCAGUGGCACACUGUAAAUUGUCCAUUAGAAAUGCUAAAUAAAAUGAUUUUCACAA
Messenger RNA from Pelobates fuscus (common spadefoot toad), 1444 nucleotides. RefSeq names its product pyridoxal kinase (gene PDXK). Gene Ontology annotation, molecular function: pyridoxal kinase activity. The transcript is spliced from 11 exons. Bases 49 to 981 code for a protein of 310 amino acids. Lineage: Eukaryota; Metazoa; Chordata; Amphibia; Anura; Pelobatidae. Gene Ontology annotation, cellular component: cytosol. The record is from RefSeq and is a predicted model, not a curated record. Gene Ontology annotation, biological process: pyridoxal 5'-phosphate salvage.